UUGAUAGAACAUCACAUCCACUAUUCAGCUGACCUCUCUUCGUCAACCUGUCGUCAACAAGCCGCCUUUGAACGAUUCAUCGGAUCUUCCAUCGAGGGAGAGAUUGUCGCAUCUGCUCAAGGCGUUACCAUCGCUGACUGCAUCUCUCUAUGCUUCCAAAAUCUCAACUGCAAAAGCAUCAACUAUGAUAGGUAA
This is a messenger RNA of Strongylus vulgaris, 195 nucleotides long. Lineage: Eukaryota; Metazoa; Nematoda; Chromadorea; Rhabditida; Strongylidae. The record is from the annotation of a GenBank genome assembly.